Molecule: messenger RNA, 3121 nt
Organism: Vollenhovia emeryi
Lineage: Eukaryota; Metazoa; Arthropoda; Insecta; Hymenoptera; Formicidae
Product: stress response protein NST1
Exons: 10
Coding region: 247-2400 (717 amino acids)
Source: RefSeq, a predicted model, not a curated record
AUUGGCGGUCCUCCUGGUCGUGAGAGAGCAGGUCGGGAUUCCACGCACACCCCCGGGUCACCGUCAGCCGACGACGUUACGACGUACUGAGGUAGAAAAGAAGUAAGGAGAGAACGGGGAACGCUGAACGCUAAACCCGUUUAUCCCGGGGACUGUCGCGCGGAUGAGAGAUUAAAUUUAAUCAGCUUGUCUCUUCGCGCGGUAUUGUACACGCAACUACGUUUCUGCCAAUUAGUUUGAGCACAAAUGGCAUCGCCACGGUGGAUGCUACCGCUGCUGAUCCUGGGAACCGGCGCGGUCGCGCUGGUUCCCGCGGCCCGGCAAUUCCAUGACGAGCUCCCCAGGAGCAAUAACGCCGUGCGGAAGCAGAGGUCCCUGGACGCGGCGGACUCGCCGGAGUAUUACAACGACCUGCACUCGUUCAAGUAUCACGGCGGCGACACCGAUCGCAAGUUCGAUCGCGACUUCGACGAGGACGACGAGGAGAUCGAGUUCCUGCCUAGCGAUAAUGGUCAGCUGGAAACAGUGGGAGAGGGUCUCCAGGGCUUGAACAAUAAGUUACUCGAAAGGGCGCUGCUCGAUUAUUUGGAGACUGUACCUGAACAGGAAGAACCGGUGGCCUCGAUCUUUCGCGAGCGCGAGCGAAGUGGCAGCCGCAAACGGGGCGGCGCCGGCAGCGAUCGGCUGAACCGGGACGACAAAGAUCUGACGAAGUUGUUCGUGGAGGAGCUGCAGGACGGUUUUCCGUACGGUGCGCUCGUCGAGGUGGACGACGAUGACUAUUUAACCGAUUUACAAUCACUUUACGACAGAUACAGAGCUGGUAGAGGGAACAAAGUAUAUGAAACGGCAGGACCAAUGUCCUGGGGCGAGCUGCUUAGCAAGGGCCCCUUGAGGAGCGAGAUGAAGGACGGCAGCGACGAGGAGUUCGUGGAUCGCGAUCAGGAUCAGGGCAUCCUGUACUUGCCCGCGGAACGUAGGAACGUGAACGGUCGAUUUCCCAUCGGCCGCGAGUUCGGCAGCUAUCGCAAACUGGCAAAGCGCUAUCCGAUCGCUAAGAGAAGCCCCAGGCCGACCCAAACCAAAUUAAAGGCCACGGAUCCUAAGGUUGCUCAAGACCUAGGAGCCCUAUUCGGCACGCAGUUCACGGAUUCGCACAAUCACACUCACAAGUCCGAUCACGAACACGAACACGAUCACAACCACGAUCACGAUCACGAACGCAAGCACGAACCCGAUCAGAACCACGAUCACAAGCACGAAUCCAAUCAGAGUCACGAGCACGAGCACGAUUAUAAAGUCAAGACGGAGGCGCCGAAAAUGACGCCGUCCCCGAAGGGCCAAAAGGAAAACGUCACGAAGACGGGCAAGUCGAAACUGAUCCAGGUGAGGAAGAAGAGCGUCGACUGGUCGCAAUACUUCGGCAUCGACCGGAGGAAGAAGAAGGCCACCUUCACGGCCGGACAGGGCACGCAGAAACAGGACGACGAGUGGAUGCUGCAGCGCUACUACGAGAAUAUGGCUGAAAAUUUGAAGCAAAAUGACGAGAAUGAGCAGAAAGAUAAACUCGAGCAGAUGGACACGAAAUUGAAAUAUAUCAAGGACUUGAUUAUCGAGGAAGCUAUGAGAUACGCUACUUCGGAGGACGAAGCGGAUCUGCAGAAGGUGAAGGAUAAGUUAAUGUCGCGAAUGGCAGCGGCGUAUUCGUUGCAGAAGAUGCGAAAAGCGCUGAGCGAGCUUCGCAAUACCGUGGCAGCUGAGAAAGAGGCACAGAGAACGCAAAAGGAGGCGCAGAAUAAUUUCACGUCUAAUUUUCGCGAAAACAGUAACCCAAGCACUAACAGCGGCAUCGGCAGUAAAACCAACGAGAAACGGAGCAGUAUUAAUAACAAUAUAGAAGAAAGCGAAUCCGACGAGGAGCCUAGGAUGCCUAUAAACUGUCCGGAAUUAGAAGCCAUCGAGUGGCGAUGCCGAACCGUGGAUAACUUGGCCGGCGACACGUCUCGGAUGCUCUACGUGCCCUGUGUGAAAUUGCAGAUCUGCAAAGCUUGCGCGCAGGACGAGGAGGGACUGCUACCCUGCCUCGCCAACUACGCCCUGGAGGCCGGCAAGACGUGCGACGCGUUCCACCCCAGGGACGGGGAGUCGCGGACGACGGGGGCGGCGCGUGAGGACGAGAGGCAGUCGUGCGCGAACGCCGCGCUGCUGCUCUCGCAGCUGCAGCCGCCCGGGGUGGCGAGCGCGCAGUGCCGCGCGCGAAACUCGUGUCUACGGCGGUACCACGCGCGAUACGAGCACCGCUACUUCCGCACGUCGCCGGCGUACGAGGGCACCGGCGGACGUCGCCUCCACCACGAGGGCGCCCUCGACGCGCUGCAGCAAACCAUGUCCGAGCGAUAAAGGAUCGGGCGCGCGGGAGGAAGCUCCGGUUCGCGGCCGCGCCGAUACGGCGGGCCGCCGAUUUAUCCGGACGCCGGACGUCGCCUUGAGCACCGAGUCCCCCUGACGCACUCGACACCCGACCGAACGCGAACGGAGAUUUUUCAUUUCAACCGUGCCGAGAUUGCGUUGCCGCUGUCGUAUCCGUUACUUUCGUUCAACCAACCCCCGGGGCCUACGUUUCCUUUGUCUAGAGGCUUCGUCCGGAUAAUCGGCGGUCUGCUGUAUUAAAGAAUCUUCCGUCGUAAUGGGGCGUGAAUCAGGGUUAAUCCUCGCUGGGCACCGCACUGGGUUUCUGCCUGUCGGAUUUCAAAGAAAAAGUUCUUUAAAAAAAGAGAAAAGAAUUAUGAGUGGCUCUAAUCAGAGAAAUCCCUACGUGGGGUAACAGUUGAGGAUUGACGAAGAGCUGGCACACGAAAAGUCGUUCCCGAAUCGAAAUACAAUGGAUCGGUACGAAAGUGCGUUAAUUAUUUUUUUGAAAUACCGGGAAAAAGAUUUUAAAAAGGAAUAAGUUUGCGAAAGUCGGGGGAGUUCCCGGCUGUCCGUUUUUCCUUUCGAUUCGAGAUCAGACCUCGAGAGUAUCGGUGGUACUCGACUCGAAACAGCGCCUCUCGCACACUACGCUCCUUCGCGUCCAAGUUUCUCGUCGCCGCGAGAGAUGUCAAAAUCCUGAAUUUAAAAA